Gracilinanus agilis (Agile Gracile Mouse Opossum) is the source of this 934-nucleotide messenger RNA. RefSeq names its product zinc finger protein 184-like. The record is from RefSeq and is a predicted model, not a curated record. Bases 104 to 628 code for a protein of 174 amino acids. Gene Ontology annotation, biological process: regulation of DNA-templated transcription. The transcript is spliced from 5 exons. NCBI's taxonomy places the organism in Eukaryota, Metazoa, Chordata, Mammalia, Didelphimorphia, Didelphidae.
CCUGGACACACUCGGGUCACCCCAAGGCGGGAGCAGACGCGGAGCAGCAGCGCCGGGAUGACGAGCCGUUGGCAGGCUGUGAGGGAUCCUGGAGCCACAGAGGAUGGCCUCUGAGAGCGCCAGAUGUCCAGCCCAGGAGGUAUUGAUAUUCAAGGACUUCACCCAGGAGGAAUGGCGCCUCUUGGCCCUUCCCCAGAAGGAGCUGUACAAGGAGGUGAUGCUGGAGAAUGCCUGGAACCUGCUCUCUGUGGGGCUUGCAGUUUCCAGAAGAGAUGCGAUCUCUCAUUUGGAGCAAAGGGAAGCCCCGUGGAUGCUGGAGCAAGAAGACCUGAGAAACUGCUGCUCAGAAAGAGAGAUCAGACCUGAAAUGAAGGCGACUCCAGCAGAAGUGGGCCUCUCUGUGGAAGAAACGGGCCCGGAAAGAUUUGUGAGUGGUGGUCCUGAUAGCUUACCUUGCAGAGAACUUGGUGUUGAAUCUCAAAAUCCAUCCCUUGUUGGACAUCAAAGAAUGCACCCUGAGGAAAAACCUGGUGAACAUAAUCAGUGUGGAAAGACUUUUAUGGCCAGGGCCAGCCUUGUACCUGAGGCGAUCCACACUGGGGAGAAACCUCAUGAACGUAAGUGUUAAGAGAGUCUUUGUUGCUUCCUCCCUUUUUCCAUUGAAGAGGCAAAGAAACAACAAGAUUUCUGAGUCAGAGACCCCCCCGCUGUGCAGUUUGGGAGUUGGUCACAGUUAGAAGGGUGGAGGCCAAUGAGGUCAGUAAGUUGCGGGCAUUUGGAAAGAGCUUUGUCUGUGGGUCCCCUGGGGAGAGGAGUGUGUGACUCGCUCUCUCUGAGCCUGGAGUUUCUAACUGACAGUUGGAUACAGAGAAAUGGAUUUAAGGCCUUAACAGCCUUAUUAAUUUUUUUUUUUAUUUUAAACCCUUAACUUCUG